GUUGAAGGCGGUGCUCCAAGUUCCUUGACGUUACCAUGACACUUGUACACAACCUAAUUAGACAGCAAGUAUCAUGCCUAUGAGCAACCGGGUUGUACACAGUUCAGACAGAUGAAAACGUAUACUGCAGGUUGAAAUGAGGGGUUACCUCAAAACUUUAAACUGGAUAUUUAAACUCCAGCCUAAAAGCACCACUAUAGGAAGACACAAAGACUCUGACCUCUGUCUACAGAAUAGUGGGGUGGAUGAACGUCAUGCCACUAUUGACUGGUGUGAAGCAGACGGCUGCUAUGUUAUCCAUGACUUAAACUCUGCCCACGGGACCUACGUCAAUGACUGCCGGAUACACAAUGCCACUGUGCUUCUCUCUUCAGGAGACCUGCUUCACUUUGGCUAUGGAGGAUCAACCUAUGAGCUCUGCAUUGACAGCAAGAAAUCAUUUCCUCUUCUGGCUGCCCAGUCUCCCAUUCCCCAGGCCUGGGUACGAUCUCGGACCCCUUCUGUUUCACCCCACCCUCCCACCAGACCUCGCCCCAUGAGUGCCGGGUCUAAACGGGGGCCAAAUGCACCUGAUCGCAAAACCCAAUCUAGCAGACCUGGAAGCUGGAGUGGUAACACAGGGAGAGCAUGUUAUCUUAGAAACAAGUCUCAACCUAACAAUUCUCAAAGCAUUCACGUCUUGCCAAUGGAGGAGGAGGAGAGGUUGCAUCAGCUAGGAGAUGGACACGUUCGUGUGUCUCUGUGCUUUGAGGACGAGUCCCAAAGGAAGGAUGAUGCGAUCAUGGCCCUGAAGGAGGAAGUGUCAGCUCUCAGGCUCCAGCUGUCACAGAAGAAGCAGGGUGAUCUGGAUGUCACACACAGACUUCGCUGCCUGGAGAGUGACAUCAAAGAGAAGAAAGAUCAGAUACAACAGCUAAAGGAGCAGAUGCUGGGACUUCAGAGAUGUUCUGGAGAGAUGCUCGGACAGGCUGUGACAGAGAGAGAUCAGAAGAUCAGCAAUCUUUUAGAACAGAUGGAUAAAUUGAGGAAUGAAAAUAAUUCAUCUGCAGCGUUGGUUGGCAGUUUAAAGAAAGAUGUGUCUGCUCGAGAGAAACAAGCUCUUAAACUAGCAGCUGAGGUGGACAAGCUCAGGCAAGACGUCAGACACAAAGAUGCCAAGCUCACAAGCAUGAUGGACAAGCUGAAAGACACCCAGAAGCAUCAGAAUGAGCUACUUGCCAGACAGAAUGAAGUAGAAUCGCUCAAGAAAGAACAGGCUUCUCUGCUGACAGACAUAGACAGACUGAAGCAGCUUCAUCAGCAGACGCAGCAGAGAGAACAGAGAGUUCAAGAAGAACUCAAACACACCCAGUCAAGGUUUGACCAUUUUCGUGACCAGAUUGUCAAGACUGUGCAUGUUUCUGACAAAGAAUCAGACCAAAAGGUGUUGGACUGUUUAACUGAGUUAAUGGAACAGAUGGCGAUGUACAAAACAAAAGUGCAUGACUUUGAAAUGAAACUCAAAGAGGAAGCUCACACACAGAGGGAAAUGUUGGAUGAGACCCAGAAAUUUAGAGCCAGACUGCAAGAAUGUCAGAGACGAGUACAAGAUGCAUGUGUUGCGGACAAUGUUCUGAGGGAAAUAUCUGGGCUGCAGAACAUGAAUUUGGGUCCUACGUUCAGCUGGAUUCAGGAGCAUUCACUUUCUAUACUGAACGUCCUGUACAGAGUACUGCAGAAUGCUGCUCAGAGAUUACAGAUAGCAGGGGUUGAUGUGUCAUUGAAGACUGGAGGAAUAUCAGGCGCCUUACAGAUUUUGUGCCAGGACCACAUGGACGUCCAAUCCGAGCUAAGGAAACUAAAGUCAGAGAGGGACAAGGUUCAGGAGACAGAGAUUCAGAGGAGAGAUCUUCACAGCAGGCUGGAGUUCAUGCAAAAGCAGUUUGAGAUGGAGAAACUUCAGGCAGCAGAGGGACAGAGAGAGAUGAAAAAUGCACUAAUGCGACAGCUGGAAGUGGUCAUGGCUGAUCUACAGUCAGUGAGACAGACUGAGAGUGCCCUGCGCAGGGAGAUCGAGACACGCAAGGCCGAGUGGCAAACCAAGAUGGAAGAAGCCAAGAUACGAGAGGCAGAGCUGAAAGAAACACUGCGUGAAUUACAUCUCAAAGAGGAGGAGAGGAGCGAGAAGAUGAAGCAGUUUGAGGAAAGAGAGGCCAAGGCCCUGCAGAGAGGAGCUGAAGAGGAGAGAAAGAAACACAGGGUUGAGGUAGAGGAGUACAGAGAGCAGGUGUGA
Molecule: messenger RNA, 2272 nt
Organism: Sinocyclocheilus grahami
Lineage: Eukaryota; Metazoa; Chordata; Actinopteri; Cypriniformes; Cyprinidae
Gene: fhad1
Product: forkhead-associated (FHA) phosphopeptide binding domain 1
Exons: 17
Coding region: 137-2272 (711 amino acids)
Molecular function (GO): protein binding
Source: RefSeq, a predicted model, not a curated record